Molecule: messenger RNA, 531 nt
Organism: Nymphaea colorata (pocket water lily)
Lineage: Eukaryota; Viridiplantae; Streptophyta; Magnoliopsida; Nymphaeales; Nymphaeaceae
Product: caltractin
Exons: 1
Coding region: 1-531 (176 amino acids)
Molecular function (GO): calcium ion binding
Source: RefSeq, a predicted model, not a curated record
AUGACCUCCAUGUACGCCUCCAGGAUGAGUCGCACCUCUCGCGGCGAGGCCUUCGAGGCCAGGGAAUUCGUGACUUACUAUGUCAGCGAGAGGGAGAUCGAAGCCUGGAAGGAAAUAUUCGAUGCGUUUGAUACCGACCAGGACGGCGUCCUUGCUCCCAGGGACCUCCUGGAGGCGAUGUCGAAGUACAACGAUGGCUACCAUCCCAAGAGGAACCGCAUCUACCAGACCAUGGCCCUCUACGAUAAGGAUGAGAGCGGAAACAUCGACUUCAAGGAGUUCCUGAGGAUGCUCUUCGAAAGACCCUAUGAGCGCGACUCCAGCGAGGACCUUAAGCGCGUCUUCGGGGAAAUCGAUGCGGAGAAUAAGGGAUUCAUCAGUGAAGACGACCUAGCGGAUCUGGCGAUAGAGCUCAAGGAAAACCUUUCCCAGGAGGAGAUUCAAAUGAUAAUGCGGAAACUGGAUCCGAAGAGGACUGGCAAGAUCUCCCUGACCGCCUUCAUCGACUUCAACCGCGAACACAUCGUCUGA